Fundulus heteroclitus (mummichog) is the source of this 1567-nucleotide messenger RNA. It is a transcript of the gene prtfdc1a, whose product is annotated as phosphoribosyl transferase domain containing 1a. The transcript is spliced from 10 exons. Lineage: Eukaryota; Metazoa; Chordata; Actinopteri; Cyprinodontiformes; Fundulidae. Gene Ontology annotation, molecular function: hypoxanthine phosphoribosyltransferase activity; magnesium ion binding. The coding region runs from base 179 to 859 and encodes 226 amino acids. The record is from RefSeq and is a predicted model, not a curated record. Gene Ontology annotation, biological process: purine ribonucleoside salvage; GMP salvage; IMP salvage.
AGCGUCUUCUUUCACCUAAAUGACUCCAGCGUGACCGUGCUGCCCAUGGAGCCGGGCUCACAGCACCUCUCUGGUGAUCUCUGGAGCGCAGCGAUUCCUCCUCUUCGCUCCAAAAGCAGCAGCUGAGCAGAAAGCACGCAGUAGGAUAACAAAACCGGUACCCCAGCAUCCACUGAUCAUGUCCUCACCGAAGCAAAUGGAUGAUGCAAAAGUGAAAAGAGGAAUUGUGAUUCAAGACGACUGGCCCGGCUACCACCUGGAUCUGUUCACCUAUCCUGAACACUACCACGAUGACAUUGAGAACGUUUACAUCCCUCACGGAGUGAUCAUGAACAGAGUAGAGCGCCUGGCCCGCUACGUCAUGGAGGACUUUGAGGACAGUAAGAUCAUGGUGCUGUGCGUCCUGAAGGGAGGCUACAAGUUCUGUGCAGAUCUGGUGGAGUCCAUCAAGGUUCUGGGACGCAGCUCCAGCCGGUACCUGGAGACGCGGGUGGAGUUCAUCCGCCUGAAGAGCUACCUGAACGACCAAUCAACAGAGGACCUGCACAUCAUCGGAAGCAGUGAUCUGUCUUUUCUACGUGGGAAGAGUGUGCUCAUUGUUGAGGCCAUAGUCGACACAGGAAAGACCAUGAAGGCUCUUCUGAAGCAUGUGGAGACCUUUGAGCCAAAGAUGGUCAAGGUCGCGGGUCUGCUGGUGAAGAGGGUCUCUAACGUGGCUGAAAGUCUGACAGACUAUGUUGGAUUUGAAAUCCCCAAUCGAUUUGUGGUCGGCUACGCCUUGGACUACAAUGAAUACUUCCGUGAUCUGAAUCACAUCUGCGUCAUCAGCAAAAGUGGAAAGAUGAAGUACAAGAUUUAGAGAAUUAAAGCGAUUAAUUGUGCACGGUUUUAGCAGGGCAUCGUAAAUAUGUUGUCAGCGAUGUUCGAAGGUGUGGUUAUGUUUUAACUUUCUGCCAUUUUUUUCCCCAUAAAUUUCCAUGUGGUUCAGAUAAAUUGUAUUUGUUAGUAGGUAAUAUAACGUGACAGUGGUCUGAAAAGUAUUUGCACCUUCUGUAUUAACCAUUUUUUGUGACACUUGCAGUAAAUAUUUUCAGAUGAUCAAACAAAUUUUAGUAUUAGACAAAGAGUAGAUACAUCUAAAUAAUGAGAUUGUGGCUCAAUGGGUAUAUUUUUGAGAUCCUUUAGCCUACGUUGUUCUAUUUAAGUGGCCAGGUUGUGAUCAGGUAUGGGUGUGGCUGAACUUUAACCAAAAAUGUGGUUCAUCUCAGUUAAUUCACAAUUAAACAAAGUGGGGACUUAUAUUUUCACACACAGCCAGGUUGGUUUUCCGCUUAUUCAAAUGAUAAAAUCAUUUGAAUACCACUUUAUGUAGUCACUUAGGUUAUCUUUGUCUAAUAUUUAACAUUUGUUUGAUGAUCUUAAACAUGUAAAUGUGCCAAAAAUAGAACAAAUCUUUGCCGGGACACAAAAAACAUUUUUCACAGCCAUGUAUUUUAAGAAAACAAACCGAUGGUAAAAUUGGUGUGAUCCAAUCCCUGUCACCAUUGCUUUUUUGAGAUGAGCGCAG